Messenger RNA from Protopolystoma xenopodis, 1473 nucleotides. NCBI's taxonomy places the organism in Eukaryota, Metazoa, Platyhelminthes, Monogenea, Polystomatidea, Polystomatidae. The record is from the annotation of a GenBank genome assembly.
AUGUACCUCACUGCAUCGCUCUUCUUUCCAUUUACUGUUCAGCGCGAAUGCAUCAGCGUCCAUGUCGGUCAGGCCGGUGUCCAGAUGGGGAAUGCAUGCUGGGAGCUUUAUUGCCUGGAGCAUAACAUUCAGCCGGAUGGUCAUAAGCCUGGCGAAAAGGGCUGCGGUGGCAGUGACGAUUCGUUUAACACCUUUUUCAGUGAGACUGGCUCCGGAAAGCAUGUGCCUCGCUCUGUAUUUGUUGACCUCGAACCCUCAGUGAUCGACGAGGUGCGCGCCGGCACCUACCGUCAAUUGUUCCAUCCGGAACAGCUGAUUACCGGGAAGGAGGAUGCUGCCAACAACUAUGCUCGUGGGCACUACACCAUCGGCAAGGAGAUUGUUGACCUGGUGCUCGAUCGAAUCAGAAAGCUCGCCGACCAAUGUACCGGACUACAAGGCUUUUUAAUCUUCCAUUCUUUCGGAGGAGGCACUGGAUCUGGAUUCACAUCCCUUCUGAUGGAACGCCUUUCAGUUGAUUAUGGCAAGAAGUCGAAACUCGAGUUCUCCGUGUAUCCGGCACCUCAGAUCUCCACAGCCGUUGUAGAACCGUACAAUUCCAUUCUCACCACACAUACCACAUUGGAGCAUUCAGACUGUGCCUUUAUGGUAGACAACGAGGCGAUAUACGAUAUCUGUCGCGCACUAUUUGUGCCGGUUCUAUUCACUCUAUCAAGUUAUAUAACUACACUCAUCUUCUACAUUUUGGUGAACUUCAGUCGCAAUUUAGAUAUCGACCGGCCGACCUACACAAACCUCAACCGGCUGAUUGGCCAGAUCGUAAGCUCAAUCACAGCCUCGCUGCGCUUUGAUGGGGCGCUCAACGUCGACCUUACCGAGUUUCAGACCAACCUGGUGCCUUAUCCACGUAUCCACUUCCCUCUGGCCACCUACGCUCCGGUGAUCUCAGCGGAGAAGGCCUACCAUGAGCAGUUAAGUGUAGCUGAGAUCACAAACGCCUGCUUUGAACCAGCCAACCAAAUGGUGAAAUGCGACCCUCGUCAUGGCAAGUACAUGGCCUGCUGCAUGUUAUACCGGGGUGAUGUAGUGCCCAAAGAUGUAAACGCUGCCAUCGCCUCUAUAAAAACUAAAAGAAGCAUCCAAUUCGUCGAUUGGUGCCCCACUGGAUUCAAAGUGGGAAUAAACUACCAACCACCUACUGUGGUACCUGGAGGCGAUCUGGCAAAAGUACGCAGGUCUGUUUGCAUGCUGAGCAACACGACGGCCAUUGCGGAGGCAUGGGCGAGAUUGGAUCACAAGUUUGAUUUGAUGUACGCUAAGCGCGCCUUCGUUCACUGGUACGUCGGGGAGGGCAUGGAGGAAGGCGAGUUCUCAGAGGCUCGUGAAGACUUGGCCGCCUUAGAAAAGGACUAUGAAGAGGUCGGUGUGGACAGCAUUGAAGGAGAGGGCGACGGCGAGGGUCAGGAAUAUUAG